CACUAGAGCGGCCGUGCCAGGGUGCACUGCACAAUGGAGGAAAGGUGUACAGGGACAAGCGGUUGUGAAACUAGAAACCUCGUCGCUUAUGAAAGCAGCAGUUGAUAUAUUAUGAAAUAACCGCCGGGUUUGGAGUCAGCAGUGGCGGUGACUCCGGCCACAGACGACUUGACCCGAGGCUGAGGGAGUGCUGAGUAACCGCUGGGUUCAGCCGGUGUGCGGUGCUGCGGUCCUUUAGCGGGUCUCCGGGCUGCCCUCUGCAUUUUUACAUCCCUUUGUCCUAAGGAGCUGUAACCGUCCGGUGAGGUAUCCAACAAGAAAGAUGUCAGAGGUCAGCAUAGCAAAGCGUAAGGAGAAGUGUGAGAACUGCACCAAACAGUGCAACAAGAAACAGAGCGACGAUGGUACGAACUCCAAACAGGAAAAAGAAGAAGUCAACGGACAGGUGAAUGAAGGAUCCCAGUUGUUGCUGAGUGCAUGUCUGUCCUGUGAUGGCUGUCUGUCAGAGGAGGACAACCUAAAGAUCUCUCAGCAGAGCCUUGAGGAAGUGGAGCGAAUUUUGGCGCUCAAUAAGAAAUGUGACGUGUCGAAGCACAAGGUGCUUGUGGCAUCGGUGUGUCCACAGUCUCUGCCUUUCUUUGCUGUCAAGUUUGGUCUGGACAUCACUGAAGCUGCCCACAAACUCUGCAGCUUUCUCAAGAGGCUCGGAGUGCAGUAUGUGUUCGACACCACCCUGGCAGCAGGUUUCAGCAUCUUAGAGAGUCAAAAGGAGUUUAUUCAGAGGUAUCGCAGGAGGAACCAUGACUCCCACGCCUUGCCUAUGUUCACCUCCUCCUGCCCAGGAUGGAUUCGGUAUUCAGAGCGUGUCCUGGGCAGUCUGGUCACUCCACAUAUCUGCACAGCCAGGUCUCCUCAGCAGAUCAUGGGCUGUCUCGUCAAAGAUUACUUCUCAAAACAACAGAAGUUAAGUCCAGAGAAAGUCUACCAUGUGGUGGUGGCUCCCUGCUUUGAUAAGAAGCUAGAGGCUGUCAGAGAGGAGUUCUACAGCAGCCUGCUGGAGACCAGGGACGUGGACUGUGUCCUCACCUCAGGGGAGAUCUAUUACCUGAUGGAGCAGAGGAAGGUGUCAGUGGAGGAGCUGGACUCAGUUCCACUGGAUCAAGUGUUGGGAGAAGCUGGAGACGCGGCGCUGGUGAGGCACGAUGGCAGAGGUUCUGAAGGUUUUCUGGAACAUGUGUUCAAACACGCUGCUAAAGAGCUUUUUGGUCUGGACGUCCAAGAGAUCACAUACAAGACCCUCAGGAAUCGGGACUUCCAGGAAGUGACACUGGAGCGGGACGGGGAGACACUGCUGCAGUUUGCUGCCGUCUACGGUUUCAGGAACAUCCAGACUCUAGUUCACCGUAUCAGAAAGGGACGUGUGCCUUACCAGCUAGUGGAGGUGCUGUCCUGCCCAGGAGGGUGCUUGAGCGGCCGGGGUCAGGCAGAGAGCGAGACGGGAGGUCGGGUGGAUAAAGCUCUGGUCCAGCAGAUGGAGGAGGCCUACAGCAGCCUGCCAGUCCGACUUCCAGAGGUCAACCUCACCCUGCACACCCUCUAUCAAGACUGGCUGCAAGGCCAGGACUCACUACAGGCCAACAAGCUGCUACACACCCAGUACAGGAAUCAGAGUCAGAUCCACACGCAGCCUCCACACAUGCAGUGGUGAGGAGGAAUGGGCUGCUUUGCUUUUAAGACAUGACUGAACAGCUGCUUGGUUGGGAUUCUGCUUGGACCAUGUCAUCUUUAGUGCUGGUUCAAUGAAGGACAAGCUGUGGGCCAUGCAGCACCAUGGGCCAGUGAAGGUCUCAACAGGUCAUUUUUCCAUUUGGCCACACGGGGGAGCUGUCUGUAUUUUAAUUAAUCGUGCCUCUUCUGUGCCAAAAAUGAGCCCGAGGAAAUAUAAGGGUCCAGAGUCCAGAAACACGCAUAGAAUAUUUUCGCUCUCUGAAGCAGUAAUGUCAAUAAGUUGUUGAGAUCAUAGCUACAAAAAAAAGAGGUACAAAGUCACCUGAGGUGCCAGCUGUGCUGAGGAAUGACAACAUCUGCAGCACGUUUGAACUAGUUAUCAGUCCGUCAAUUCACAGAGCAAUAAGCCAGUGAGAUAAUGAAUAAGAAGUUAGAAUCAUAACUGGAACUCUUAAAGUGAACUUGUGGACACUGAAUGUUUAUUUCAGGAGUUUAAUGUAUUACAAAUCUUAACUGUGUAUGAUGAAACAUGUUGUUUUACUUAGUUUCAUUUCUCUCCACUCACUGUUUGUUACUGAAAGAGCAGACGAUGUGUUGUCAAACACAGUGAAAACUAUGCAACAGUGUCUUAUUAACAGUCACGGUGAAGGGACAGUUGAAAAUGUUGGAUUAUCCGUCCCAGUGAAGGCAGAGUACAGUCAUAUUUUUAAUAGAACCAUGAGAUUUUAAUUUGUAUUAUCACUUUCUUCCAAUUCCAAAAGAACAGAAUUUUUAUUAAGUUAUAUGUUUUUGUUUCUUGUUUUAAAAGAUCAAACAUCCAUGUCAUGUGUAAACCACUAAAACAUUCUGACAAACAAAUGGUGCUGCCUCAUUUCAGUACAAUAUUUUCAUGUUUCCAGUGAAAGGACUGCAAGAGGCUAAAACUUGCAAACAUUUCAAGAGCUGCUUGUUUCAGAGAAUGGGUGACAACAUUGCAUUGGUAACUGCAGUGGCAUUUGGGGGCACUGGCCACAUUAGUUACUGCUAUACAGGUUGGUCAGGGAGAUGGUGUUCUUCAUGCGUAUUGUUUAUGAGUUGUUUUUGAGUCGGUCGCUCAGACGACAGGCUGAUUUGUGUUGGCAGGUAUUGUGGAAAUGUCAAUGUUCAAUCCAAAUUGUUAAAUGAGUGUUUUUUUGUGGUUGCUAUUUCAAUGGUGUUGUUGAUGGGUGAGUUGGUAGUUUGUAUGUGUGCAGCUGCAAUCCUUGUUGGGAGGAUUGCUAGCAAUAAGCCACCAUGACAGAGACUUCUGUAAUGGUUAAUUGUUUCCAGCCAGUCCCAGUGUGCAGAGUUCAGUUUAACCUGAGCAACAAACCUAUAGCUGUGUCAUACAAUGAAUGUAGGAGACACUUUAUAGACAUCUAUUUUUAUCAGGCAACAUUGAGUAGCUGUUCAGAUGAAGAAAGGAUUUAUUGUUACAUAACAUGAAACUCAAAAUACUUGAUAUAGAUUCCUUUAUCAUUUCCUGACGUGUCUGACAUUACACAGCAAGCUUUGCAGCAAAUGCUAAAUGCUUGUGAUUAAACAUGUAAUGUAACUGUAUUCCAUUCAUUUUAAUAGCCAAUUAUUGAUUCUUAACAUGAACGACUAUCAGUGAGGAGAGCUGUUUAAAAUUAGCAUCCCUAAUGCAAACUGUAGCUGUAAUAAUGUUGAUUGAAAUUCGAAGUUAAAUUGCUAAAAUAAUUGCUUGUCAAGGGGCUGCACAGUGGUGUAGUGGUUAGCACUUUCGCCUUGCAGCAAGAAGAUCCCUGGUUCGCGUCCCGGCUUUCCCGGGAUCUUUCUGCAUGGAGUUUGCAUGUUCUCCCUGUGCAUGCGUGGGUUUUCUCCGGGUACUCCGGCUUCCUCCCACAGUCCAAAAAUAUGCUGAGGUUAAUUGAUUAUUCUAAAUUGCCCGUAGGUGUGAAUGUGAGAGUGCUUGUUUGUCUUUGUAUGUAGCCCUGCGACAGACUGGCGACCUGUCUAGGGUGUCCCCUGCCUUCGCCCGAGUCAGCUGGGAUAGGCUCCAGCCCCCCCGCGACCCUAGUGAGGAUUAAGCGGUGUAUAGAUAAUGGAUGGAUGGAAUUGCUUGUCAAAACACAACUCGCUGUUCCAAAGUACAGCCAGAUUUCUAGCUGCUGGUUAGAGAUUUGUAGAGCGAGAACCAAGACUAGAGGAAGCUGAAAGACAUCCUAAUCGAGGUCCAUGGGAAGUUUACACCCAAUAUUAAAAAUGGCAAUUUGAAAGAAUGGUUUUAUACUGUUCAAAAAUUUGAGGUCACCCAGACAAUAUCCUGUUUUCCAUUAAAACUCACACUUUCAUUCAUGUGCUAACAGAAUUUCACAAGGGUUUCUAAUCAUCAGUUAGCCUUUCAACACCAUUAGCUAACACAAUGUAGCAUUAGAACACAGGAGUGAUGGUUGCUGGAAAUGUUCCUCUGUACCCCAUGAAGAUAUUCCAUUAAAAAUCAGCUGUUUCCGGCUAGAAUAGUCAUUUACCACAUUAACAAUAUCUAGACUGUUUUUCUGGUUUAUUUAUUGUGAUCUUCAUUGGAAAAAAUUUCUAAAUGACCCCAAACUUUUAAAUGGUAAUGUAUUUCUGACUUGUUUCUCAUGGCUCGUCUUUUCUCUUUCUGUUCUCUGUGGCUUGCUUGCAAACAGCAGCAGGGUUGACUGAUUUCCAGGAAUCUGUCAUUACCUUUCGACUGGCAGGCUGAAACUUAUAAAUAAUUAUCAGUUGGUGCGGCCAGAGCAAGUGAAAGCAAAAAUAUGAGAGAUUGGUUUUUGUUUGAGGGAAAUUAUGCUUACCUGUAUGUAAACGUCGGCUAAUGCAUCAAUGACAACAAAAAAAUUGUUAACUUGUUUUUCUUACCCACAGCUAAGAGUAGUUUCUGUACGUCACACACAAUGGAUGAUCAAAGAGAAUCAAAUGUUUGAAACCUUUAUCAUUCUGCUUCUGUUCAAUUCUACUAUUGUGAUCGUUGUUCAUUUUGGUCAAUAUCAGUGUACAUAUGAAUAUAUAAUCAUAUUCAGCAUCUGACCCAAUGUCUAGCAACUGUUUCACUCCAGUUUACUCCCCCCUCCACCUUCUUUAAGUUUCAUUUCUCCUCUGCAUAUCCAGGCUGUUUAUUUCUAAACUACUUUCACCAGGAAACUCCCUCAGUCUGACAAGCUGUGUAACCUUUCACUUUAUCAAUCAUUCCCUGCUGCUCACCUGAGAGAGAGGAUCUCCUUGAAGUUCUAAAGCCAGUGAAUCCUCCAGGAUGCCCAGCCUGUGGAUAUGGUUGAGUCUGCUCUAUGCUCUACAAAGCAGUGUCUCAUCAGAUGAGGGAGUGUCACUGAAUUGCAACAAUACAGUGGAAGUUAAAGCUGGAGAAACUGUGACACUGAAUUGCACCAUCGAGCUGAAAGAAGGUCAACAGAACUGUGGCGUUCUAACAGUUAACUGGACGUCUACAAAUGACAAGAAUCUAUGUACCAAUGCCUCAUUGGUACAUAGAUACUCAUGUAUGUCGGAUAAUGAGACUUAUGUGGCGCUGACCAUCACAAAUGUCACGAAAGAGGAAGAUAUCACAGUUAAAAUGCGUGCAAAAUGUGGUAUGGAUGACUCACCUAUCAAAGUAAAGCUCACUGGAAUGUCACCAAUUUGCAACAGUACAGCAGAAGUUAAAGCUGUCGAAACUGUGACACCGAAUUGCACCAUCAAAGGGCAAUCAAAUCAACAGAACUGUGAAAGCAACACAUUGCACUCUAAGGAGGAUCAGGAGCGCAGGGAGGAAGAUAUAAAGUUAGCUCUGUCUGUCAUAUUUGGUGUUUUUGCCGCUGCCAUUGUUGUAGUCAUGUUGUAUUUAUUAUUUAAAACUGACCGAUGCAGAAAAAUCAUUAAGCCUGCCGAUGACCGUGGAAGUUAUUCCUCAACACCACAAGCUUAGUGGCCUCAUGUUUCUAAAAAUCUUCUAAUUUGUGUGUUUGUUGUUUUGUUUUGUUUAGUUUUUUUUUUUUACCUUUUCUGUGACAUUUUUAGAAUUCUUUUGACAUCUUUGUACAGAUUGAAUCAUGUCUGUACAGUAUGAGGAUUUGUGUUUGUACAGUUUGAAUCAUAUAAAUAUGAUGAAUUGAUUUGAAUAAAAGAGAACUCCUGGAUGUA
This is a messenger RNA of Amphiprion ocellaris (clown anemonefish), 5886 nucleotides long. It is a transcript of the gene narf, whose product is annotated as nuclear prelamin A recognition factor. The record is from RefSeq and is a predicted model, not a curated record. The transcript has 16 exons. Gene Ontology annotation, cellular component: lamin filament. Bases 323 to 1708 code for a protein of 461 amino acids. Lineage: Eukaryota; Metazoa; Chordata; Actinopteri; Pomacentridae. Gene Ontology annotation, molecular function: lamin binding.